GGGGCAUCUGGUGCAGGGAGGGAGGGCCGAGCAUGCGCAAAGCAGCUGUUGGUAAGGGAGUUAUAUAGAAGCGAGUGAGUGUGCGACCUCAAUCUGUGUGCGACUGGGACAGCAUGAUGGCUUCUGGUCUAUGGAAAGUACUGAGUAGCUCCUGGCUGCCUGUGAAUGUCGCCCAGAUUGGCCAGUUUGCAAUAUUACUGUGCGUGGUGCUGCUUGUGCUGAAAGCCUGUGCGCUUUACAGCAGGGGGAGGAAGUUUACCGCAGCUCUAACGCCUUUCCCCGGACCUCCCUCCCAUUGGCUCUAUGGACAUGUCAAUCAGUUUCGUCGUGAUGGAAAAGAUCUGGAUAGAUUAAUGGUGUGGGCGAAAAAAUAUCCAAAUGCCUUUCCACUGUGGAUUGGAAAAUUCUUUGGCACUCUAAUCAUCACUCACCCAGAAUAUGCAAAGCUUGUAUUUGGAAGACCAGAUCCCAAAACAUCUACUGGAUACAGCUUUUUGAUUCCAUGGAUUGGAAAAGGGCUGCUGGUUCUUUCUGGGAAUACUUGGUUUCAGCAUCGAAGACUGAUCACCCCUGGGUUUCACUACGAUGUUCUGAAACCUUAUGUCGGUCUCAUUUCCGAUUCCACAAAAAUCAUGCUGGAUAAACUAGAUGCCUUUUCCAAUAAGGAUGAACCUGUGGAGCUAUUCCAACAUGUCAGCCUGAUGACACUGGACAGUAUCAUGAAAUGUGCCUUUAGUUACCAAAGCAACUGUCAGACUGACAUAGAUAAUGACUACAUUCAAGCUGUGUAUGACCUGUCCUGGUUGACUCAGCAGCGCAUUCGCACCUUUCCUUAUCACAGUAACCUAAUUUACUAUCUGAGCCCUCAUGGUUUCCGUUUUCGCAAAGCCUGCAGAAUAGCGCAUCUCCACACUGAUAAAGUAAUCGGGCAGAGGAAAAAGCUCUUGGAAAGCAAGGAAGAGUUGGAGAAGGUCCAAAAGAAGAGGCACUUGGAUUUUCUAGACAUUCUCCUCUGUGCCAAGGAUGAAAAUGGGCAAGGGCUUUCUGAUGAGGAUAUACGCGCUGAGGUGGACACAUUCAUGUUUGAGGGACAUGAUACUACAUCUAGUGGAAUAUCCUGGAUCCUAUAUUGUAUGGCUACACAUCCAGAGCACCAGCAGAAAUGCCAGGAGGAGAUCAACGAAGUCUUGGGGGAGCGACAAACCAUGGAAUGGGAUGACCUUGGUAGGAUACCUUAUACCACAAUGUGUAUUAAGGAAAGUCUGCGCCUAUACCCUCCAGUCCCAUCAGUAUCCAGGGAGCUUGCCAAACCAAUAACAUUCCAUGAUGGGAAGUCAUUACCAGCAGGCAUUUUGGUUAGUCUACAGAUUUAUGCUAUUCACCGAAAUCCCAAUGUGUGGAAGGAUCCAGAGAUAUUUGAUCCUCUUCGAUUUUCUCCAGAAAAUUCUUCUAAGCGGCAUUCCCAUGCAUUUGUGCCUUUUGCUGCAGGACCAAGGAACUGCAUUGGACAGAACUUUGCUAUGAAUGAGAUGAAAGUGGCUGUGGCACUGACACUGAAACGCUUUGAGUUGUUACCAGAUCUUUCCAAGCCUCCCCUCAAGCUGCCACAACUUGUUCUGCGCUCCAAAAAUGGUAUCCACGUGUAUCUGAAAAAAGCAAGCUGACCUGGAACAUAAGUCAACAGAGAUUAGAAACCUAGACAAAUAACCAAGGGCAUUGCAAGUUUCAUGGUUCAGUCCUGGUUUCAGUUUUUAAUUACAUGUCUCUCUGGUCUUCUAAAAGCCUAACUUGAAUGAGUUGUAACAAUUUACAACAGGAAAAUACUCGGUUACUGACUGGUUUAGAAAUGUGACGGGGGGACAGCAAAAAUCAGAUAAAACUGCUUUCAGUUAUAAUUACAUUUAUGAGUAACUUAAAAAAUGACUGAACAUUUUUAAAGAUGAUCUUUUAUUAUCUUCAAAGCAAAAUAAACAAUAAUAACAAAAAAAAACAAAUAAUUAAUGAAAAAGAAAGGUUUCAAUACAAUUGAAGAAAGACAAUUUGAAGUUUCUGGGUCAAAUGUGCAAUUGGACAGAUUACAUACCUCUGUUUGUAUCCCUUACAGCCAAUAUAAUACCACCUGUUUGUUUCUUUCCCGUAGAGGAAAAUAAUAGAAGGGUGUGUCAUAUUAAUGGCAUCAGUGCUCUGUAUAAAGACAGUGAAGCAGUUGCUAACCAGGUUGUUCCUCUAUCUAGUAGGCUAGAUCAUCAAGGUCAUACCAGGGGCCUCAGACCUUAUUGAACUUGGUGUGAGAGCCUCUAGUUUCAUAUGUUCAUUUGUACUGUGGGGUCACUUUGUUGACUAGUCGCCCAUCCAAUGCAUAGUUACAGUUUUCUUGGCAUAGUAAAGUAGUAGUCUAAAUAGUAGUCUAUUGAGUGCCACUACAUGUUUUGGGCCACAAGACCUUUCUCUCACUUGAAAGAGAGGGAGCAUUGUGUAGUACAUAUAGGAAUUUGUUUUUUUAUGAGGUUUAUUCUACCCCAGAGUGUAGACUGAACAUUUUUAAUGAAUGUGUAUUGGAAAGUGGCUUAGAAAGACGUGUUUUCACACUGCAAAUGUGUUCAUUUGGAUUUACAAACCCUUUAAAUAACUGGCUUUAAAAUUUAGUGAAAUUGGGAUAUAAAUAGUAAUUUUAAGUCGGUCUGUCUCAUGCAGCUUUCUUUGCCCAGGACCCAAUAAAAUACUCAGAGAUAGUUACUCACAUCACAUAUGACUGUAAAUCUGUCUAUGAAACAAUUAUUUUGCAAUAUAUUUGUAUACAUUUUAUUAAUGUAUUCAGUGUGUUUUAAUAAAUCCAACUGAAAUAA
Molecule: messenger RNA, 2846 nt
Organism: Xenopus laevis (African clawed frog)
Lineage: Eukaryota; Metazoa; Chordata; Amphibia; Anura; Pipidae
Gene: cyp4b1.2.L
Product: cytochrome P450 family 4 subfamily B member 1 L homeolog
Exons: 12
Coding region: 114-1664 (516 amino acids)
Cellular component (GO): endoplasmic reticulum membrane
Molecular function (GO): iron ion binding; oxidoreductase activity, acting on paired donors, with incorporation or reduction of molecular oxygen; heme binding
Source: RefSeq, a predicted model, not a curated record